AUGCGUCCACAGAGUAUUCACAACGCCACCGAAGCCGCUGCGCCAAGUUCCUGCAGGAAGAGAGCUCUUCGGGUAGAGGACGAGAUGCUCGAUAAUGACGACUCCAAGAGGCGCCGGUAUGAGCACCACAACGAGCCUGUAGCUGGACCCUGCGGCAGCAGCAUGCAUUUCACAACCACUCAGCCUGCCUUGGAGGUAUCGGAUCACCGUGGAUGCCCCCAUUUUUCGGAACAGCUAGUGCGAGGUCGCACACGGUGGCGAGAAGGGAGCGAGCCGCCGAACUGGGACUGUCGGGAGUUCCACACGCGUCGUACCAUGAUGGCGAGCUAUGAUGAUAGCGUUGGAACAGAGAGGAACCCUCAUCAUAACUCUGCUGAGACGGAUGCGUCUUCAUGA
Trichoderma virens Gv29-8 is the source of this 396-nucleotide messenger RNA. RefSeq lists its product as uncharacterized. The transcript has a single exon. NCBI's taxonomy places the organism in Eukaryota, Fungi, Ascomycota, Sordariomycetes, Hypocreales, Hypocreaceae. The coding region runs from base 1 to 396 and encodes 131 amino acids. The record is from RefSeq and is a predicted model, not a curated record.